GACACGACAUCUUCCUUUCUCUUCUCCCUCUGAUUCGUUAUUCAAAUGUUACAGUUUAUUUUGAACGUGUUGGAGCGAAGUAAUUGUUAAAAUGGACAAUAAUAAUGAGGCAGCAUCUUUUUUAUACAAUGAUUCAAGUUCUGUAGCAACUGGAAUCAUAAAGUGCCAUAAUGAUAAUAUGUCUGCUGAGGAAAGCUCAUUGCUUCGACCCUUACAGAGAAGUAUCUCAGAGACAACAGAGGAGAAUAUUGCACUUACGAAGGAGACUACAAGUUUUUUAUCCAAAUUGGAUCUUGAAAUUAAGAUGCUGCCUAAUGAUGUGCAAGAAGGUCUAGAAAAGUCAUCUUUGAUUCUGAAUGCUGAGAAACUGUUUAAAUUUGAUGAAACAGCACUACGUGUAAAUAGAGAACGUAAGAUCAUACAGGAGCAAAAGCGAGAGCGAAACGAGAAACGGAUGUCAAUGAUAUACGAUAUAUUACUUAGAAUUUGCAUGAGAUUACAAACAAAGCUCGAUCAUUUACAAGAUGCAGUUGAUUUUCUUCAAAAUAUUGUUGACAUUACAGAAAAGGAUAAGGAUACUUUAUACUGUAAUAAAGUUUUCUUAUCUACAAAACUAAAAGAGUAUCAACAAGCUGUGGGGAAAUUAGAAAUAGAUAUAAGUGAUAUGCAGAUUGAUGAACUUUAUCCUGAGAAAAUAUUAAAUAAAUAUAAACUCUACUUAGAAAGUACCAGCAAAUUGGCAGAUAUUAAUCAAUCACUCGCUCAAUAUGAUGAUUUACCACCUAAUUUAUUGCAGGCUAAAUUACUAUUAGAAAACAAAAGGAAAGACUAUAAAAAUUUGGAUCAAUUGUUUUUAGAAAAGACCCAAUAAUUUUGAUUGUUUAAUCUUAAAUUCAUAUAUUUCGUUUAUAAUUCGUAUAUUUCAAUAUUUGUAAUACAUCCUUUUCUUCUCAUAGAUAAUCAAUUUAUAGUUAUACUAAAAUGUUAUACUAAAAUGUAUGUUAUAAAUAAGAAAUUAUACAUGUGCACAUAUACAUAAAAA
This is a messenger RNA of Nylanderia fulva, 1042 nucleotides long. RefSeq lists its product as uncharacterized. The record is from RefSeq and is a predicted model, not a curated record. NCBI's taxonomy places the organism in Eukaryota, Metazoa, Arthropoda, Insecta, Hymenoptera, Formicidae.